This is a messenger RNA of Stegastes partitus (bicolor damselfish), 4194 nucleotides long. It is a transcript of the gene pde7a, whose product is annotated as phosphodiesterase 7A. The coding region runs from base 954 to 2483 and encodes 509 amino acids. The transcript is spliced from 12 exons. Gene Ontology annotation, molecular function: 3',5'-cyclic-nucleotide phosphodiesterase activity. Gene Ontology annotation, biological process: signal transduction. NCBI's taxonomy places the organism in Eukaryota, Metazoa, Chordata, Actinopteri, Pomacentridae. The record is from RefSeq and is a predicted model, not a curated record.
GAGCGCUUUAAAAGCAUACAGUAGGCUAAUGUUUAGGACGAUAGGUAGGUAGUUGUAGGGAUAUAAACACACUUCAGGUCGUAAUUUUUUGUCGUUUUCGGUUGAUAGUUUUGUGUUACGUGCCAUUACGUUUGCUUUAAAGCCGCCGGAAUCGCAGCGAGUGAGAUGAACGUCGGGGUUCCCCUCUCUGAGCCAGACACUUUGUGCUUUACGGUCAGCGGUGAAUUAGACAACUGCUCCUUCAUCAUGCAGCUUGAGAAAAAAGACGGAAAAGAUCUACAUGUUGAUUAUAUUUCGCCACCGGUUUGAGUCUGAAUGAGAGAGAAAAACCUCCCGGGCCACGACUGACAAGGUCUCACAUCCUGGAAGCUGCCUCACUUGAGCCGCCGGUGGUCGCUUCACAAUAUGAUAUGUUGAUGACAUUUUUUGGAAGUGGUCGUGCCUUUUGUUUUCAUAUCGGGAUAUGUGAUAUGCGGAUCUGUGAGCGCCACGAAACCCAAAUGAGCGGACGUUUUUUCUGCUUUGAAAAUGAGGAAGCGAUUUCAUAAAGACCCAGAAAAUGGCAAGAAGGUCUCGUCGUCCGUGGGCCCGGAUUUGAGUAAAAUGAGAAGGAAAGGGGCAAAUGCAACAGCAGCAUGAUUCUUCUUAUUAUUACUAUUUUUCUUGCAGAAUGACACCGAAGGAGGUGAAACGGUGGAGGUAGAUGAGACGCAGCAUCAAUGAAGGCGAUCUGGACAAGUUUUGAGUCGCUCAUAAUGAACAGAAAUACUUUGCAGCUCGAUAUCAGAUCGUUUCCACAAUAUUGAAAAGGUUUUUUUUCCGGCUUUGGGGAGAUUUUUUCUAAUUCACCUGUCAUCUAUUUUCGCAUUGCAUCUGUUAUCUUUUUUUCCCCCCAUUAUAUAUUAGAUUUUUUUAUUUUAUAUUUUUGAUCCGGAUCCAGCCCUGAGUGUUCAAUGGAAGUAUGUUAUCAGCUGCCGGUUUUGCCUCUAGACAGGCCGGUUCCCAAGCAUGUCCUCAGCCGGAGGGGAGCCAUUAGUUUCAGCUCCAGCUCUUCUCUCUUCGGGGCUCCUGAUCCAAGACAGCUGUCACAGAGACGAGGGGCCAUCUCCUACGACAGCUCCGACCAGACAGCAUUGUACAUUCGCAUGCUAGGAGAUGUGAGAGUGAGAAGUCAGGUUGGAUUUGAACCGGAACGAAGAAGCUCCCACCCAUACCUGUGCAUUGACUUCCGAACUCUUCACACACGGCUGGGCUGUGGGUCCGCGUCGGCCGCCUCUGGUCCUGAGAGGAGGGUCCACAGACUGCUCAGCUUCCAGAGAUACCUGCACUCAUCCCGCCUGCUGCGGGGAGUCCCCCAGCAGAUCCCCCUCCACAUCCUUGAUGAAGAUUACACUGGACAGGCUAGAUGCAUGCUGGAAAAAGUCGGGAACUGGAAUUUUGACAUUUUCCGCUUUGAUAGGUUGACAAACGGAAACAGCCUGAUCACCCUGACCUUCCACCUGCUGAACCAGUAUGGCCUGGUGGAGCUCUUCCAGCUGGACAUGGUCAAGCUGUGGAGGUUUUUGGUCAUGGUUCAGGAAGACUACCACAGCGACAACCCAUACCACAAUGCUGUCCAUGCUGCAGAUGUCACACAGGCCAUGUACUGCUACCUGCGGGAACCCAUGCUUGCAAAGUCUCUGACCUCCUACGACAUCCUACUGGGUCUCCUCGCAGCUGCCACACAUGACCUGGGCCAUCCUGGGGUCAACCAGCCUUUCCUCAUCAAGACUGACCACUAUCUAGCCACACUCUAUAGAAAUACCUCAGUUCUGGAAAACCACCACUGGAAGUCGGCUGUGGGCCUGCUCAGAGAGACUGGGCUGUUUUCCCAUUUGCCUGCUGAGGACAGCCUGAACAUGGAGAGGGAAUUGGGCUCCUUAAUCCUGGCCACGGACAUCAGCAGACAGAAUGAGUACCUGUCCAGGUUUCGCAUGCACCUGGAUCAGGACAACCUGUGCUUGAGCAACGCCAGCCACCGUCACUUCAUCCUGCAGAUGGCUCUGAAGUGUGCAGACAUCUGUAACCCCUGCAGACCCUGGGAGCAGAGCAAACAGUGGAGUGAGAAAGUGACGGAGGAGUUCUUCCAACAAGGAGACAUUGAGAAGAAGCACAAACUUGAAGUCAGCCCACUUUGUGACAGAGAGAUGAACACAGUUGGCAACAUUCAAAUAGGCUUUAUGACGUAUGUGGCGGAGCCGCUGUUCGCAGAGUGGGCCCGUUUCUCGGACACGCGCCUGUCCCAGACUAUGCUGGGCCACAUGGGGCUGAACAAGGCCAGCUGGGGCGGCCUGCAGCAGGAACAAACCCCCGUCUCUGAGGAGGCCGAGGCCAGCAUAGCCAGCGCAGGAGACGCCGCCGCUGCGCGAAGAGACGCUAACACAGCUACAGUCGCAGGAGGAACCAGCUCCAAAGAAAUACCUCAGGGAAGCAGAGAAUCCUGACACUCCUUGUGUGCCCUUUCACCUCAACCUCCCGACCCCUGACCCCCGGCCUCAGGGCCUCACCACACACUGAGGGCCGGGUGGGGCAUCCGACGGCCCGCAGCCCUGCCGCUGCCCCACCUGAUCCCAACACCUUUUUAUGUGUUUUGUUGCUUUGGCCUCCCAUCUUGAUAAACCACUGAUUUUAUUUAAUUUAUUUAAUUUUUAAUUCCACUUUUUUUUUUUUUUUUUUUGGCAUAGAGCAAUACAUAGAUACCUCAUUUGGCUACUGCUGUAUUUUCUUUUAUUUGCUUUGUUUUAUUUAUUUGUCCACUGAAGUUUUGGCAUUACUGACUGAAUGCACCACUUUUCUUUUUUUUCUUUUUUUUUCUUUGGUCGGUGAACCUUAAGGGGAAAGCAGUAUAUGAAAUGAUAAAGACAUUUUUUUCUGGUAUUUUGAAGUGCCAUUUGAAAACAAAGAUUUGAAGAAUGAUCUGAACUGAAUCGACUGAGACAACUGGAGUAUUCAGACGUGAGACCCUCCUGAGACUUUAAAGUAACGCCAUGUUGCAUUUGUAUUGAAGAUUCUUCCUCAUGUAAAAACAACAACAAAAAAAAAAAAUGUGACAAGCCCAGUCCUUUUGCUGCCUCUACGAAGACUGUUUACGCAUCUCCUUGUUUGUUGUAUCUUUCCCUUGAACUGAAGUGAAUCAUGUCGGCUCCACGGUUUGCCUUCGAAGCACAGAUGAGAAGAACCACUCGUUUGAACUGUCAUCCCACUGUUGAAGCCAUGAGCAGAACCUUAUUCAAACACACCAGAAUGCCAUAAACGACUCCACCUGUGCUACCACGUGUUCUUGCACUCCCCAAAAACAACGAUGCUGUCGGACGUGCAGCUGUUUGUCUCCACGACCUCUCCCAAGACAUCCCGCGAAGGUAUUAUAGGAAUUAGUCAUUUUCCGAUGAUGUUUCCACAUCGUCCAGUCCUGGUUGAACUCGGGGAGCUUCCCCUGCCACACUGGAGGCUGCUCAAGUCACUGCACAUGCAUCUCACCUGGAACUCCACUCCACGCAACUCGACUCGCUCAGGGUUUUGCCAGUCUCUUUUCAGAGGGAGAGGGGGGAGGAGGUGACCGCGGACAAUGCAAGGUUGUAUUUUCUUUUUGUCGGCUAGGAUCUACUGAAGGAGGCUCCCUCUCCGCAGAAUGUCUCUCACAGCCACAUGAAACCUAAAGGACUGCUCAAAUGAUGCCUUAUAACUAUGCACAAACUAUGCUAAGUGACCAAACCAACUCCUUUUUUCCCAUCAAGUGCAUGGUGUGCUUGUCUUUGAAUGCACUGUCCGAUCCCUUUGCCUUUUUGUUGUGAGGAACAACUCCAGCUGUCCUUUUUUUUUCUUUUCUUUUUGUAUGGAAACAAAAUGGUCGAGUGAAUUUGAACAUUCCAUUUCUUUGUGUUUGGUUUGUCUACUUCGAUUCUGUACAGUGGCACAAAUUGUGUUUGUGUUUAAACAUUUUGAAAGAUAACAGGUGCUUUUCUUACUUUAGCUGAUUUGUAUUUUGCUGUAAGUGCUGUAAGACUGUUGAUAAAACUGUUUACAAUUUGUUGCGACAGCCAUUUUUGGGAAGACUUCAGUGUCGAGCCACAUUUUGUAAAGGCUUUGCUGUAUUGACCUUUUUGAUACAUGCUUGUUGCAGUUAAAAUUUGAAUAAUAAAACCUGUUGUUGAUAAA